Xyrauchen texanus (razorback sucker) is the source of this 3863-nucleotide messenger RNA. RefSeq names its product E74-like factor 2a (ets domain transcription factor) (gene elf2a). Gene Ontology annotation, biological process: regulation of transcription by RNA polymerase II; cell differentiation. The transcript is spliced from 9 exons. NCBI's taxonomy places the organism in Eukaryota, Metazoa, Chordata, Actinopteri, Cypriniformes, Catostomidae. Gene Ontology annotation, molecular function: DNA-binding transcription factor activity, RNA polymerase II-specific; sequence-specific DNA binding. The record is from RefSeq and is a predicted model, not a curated record. Bases 351 to 1883 code for a protein of 510 amino acids. Gene Ontology annotation, cellular component: nucleus.
CAGUCAGAUCCUGCUAACAGGAGGCCCGAAAGCAACUACGAAAAACAUGACCUACUAAAUCAACGCAGCCUGCUGAAAGCUAAUAUAAUUUUGGUUGAUUUGCAUUUACUAAAUAGACGUGUGCCUUACGCUUGCAUGCGUGCACUUUUUUUUAGCGAGCAUCUCGCGCAAUUUGAGUAUCUUUAGCGUCAGCCAAUCAAUCUAUCAUUAGCAUGGUUAGCAUGUAACCCAGUGACAGAGUGCACUAGAUUGACCUGCGGCUCUCUAAACGACAGGAAAUCACGACAAACGUCGGUGACAUCAGCAGGAACACAGUAAAUAAGUGAGUGUUUGACACAGAGGAAUGAGUCAUGACCUCUGUGGUGAUCGUAGAUGGUGGAGGGAAUAUAUUGGAGUACGUCACUGGAGAUGAUGAAAUGCAGCAGGAGGUGUGUCUUGAUGGGGAGGAGCCUGUUGGAGAGAAGGAGUGUCCUGCAGUGAUAGUGGAGCAGGUGAAUAGUGCAGAAUUGGAGCAGUGCUACGCUGCUCAGGUGUUAGUCUACGAUGAUCAGAAUACCUACCUGGUACAGGAUGUGGCCGAGGAACAAGUUGUCGAGACCGAGUUGCAAGACAUGGCAGCAGUGGAGGUCUCUGUAAAUGAUAAAACGAUUGAAGCAGCAGAAGCUCUGCUGCAUAUGGAUUCACCAGCCAGCCUGCAGGAGGAUCGCAGUACAGAGGAGCUUUUAUCUGAGAUGGAGGUGGAAGUGAGAUCUGAGGACAUGGGGCCUGUUGACAAGGACAUUGUUGUCCUGCAGGAGACAGAAUUACUGAAAAAAAGAGAGGUGUCAGGACGAAAACCCAGAACUCCACAAAAUUGCUCUGAUGGUUCACUGGAUCUGGUCUAUAGGAGGAAAUCAAAAGAGAGCAAGGGCUCAACAACCUACCUAUGGGAGUUCCUUUUGGAUCUCCUACAGGAUAAGGAAACCUGUCCAAAGUACAUUAAGUGGACUCAGAAGGAGAAGGGUAUAUUCAAGCUUGUGGACUCUAAAGCAGUGUCUAAAUUAUGGGGAAGACAUAAGAAUAAACCUGACAUGAACUAUGAGACAAUGGGGAGAGCACUCAGGUAUUACUACCAGCGGGGCAUUUUGGCAAAAGUGGAAGGCCAAAGACUUGUGUACCAGUUUAAGGAGAUGCCCAAAGACAUUGUUUUCAUAGAUGAUGAUGAUAUUGAUGACAGCAUUGAUGAGGGAAAGAGAGAAACCCAAGCUGCAACCAAUCGCAGCAGUCCAAAAGGGAAAGGGGUGGUGGUCUCUUCCUCUACUGCUUUACCUAAAAUCAUCAAUCUAACCUCAGGACAAGAUGCCUUCAUGACCAUGCAACAGUCACCAGCAAAUAUAACGACAGCCCCUGGGACUGUGAGGCUGGCUAUGCAGGUCCCCUUUCUCAUGACAACACCACAGGGUCAGAAAAUCUCCACAGUAACUGUCAACUCACCCAACAACUCAAUCACUGGGGGUAACAGUACUGGCAAAGUGCUGCUCCAGGCUGUGCCAACGCUUGUGCCAGCUCAGGGGCAAAGUGGUGAGAGAUUCACCCUGCAGCUUAUCACCCUUCCUACUGUGCCUGGCAAAGCCGGCACGCCCAUCACUCUGAGCACGCUCUCUCCGGUCACUGUGCCAACCAGCAACACACAAAUUCUAAAGCUCACUGUCCCGUCCAACUUCACAGCACCCGCGACCACAACACAAGUGACUGUGGUGCCAAACGUACAGCCAGCGACGUCUUUACGGGACGUGAAUAUUAUAAAGGUGGAAUCUCCUGAAGUUUCUGUGUCUCAGACAGUUGACAGUUCUGCCGAGAUUACAGAAAGCACACAGAUGAACCCCACAACAACACAGAGCUAAGUGAACAUCAAAUUCACAAAAAUACAUACAGGAACCAACAUAUGCGCUUGUGAUGGGAAUAGAGUAUCUUAUGUGAGAUGGAUGAAACCAUAGACACUUGUUCACAACCCAACACUAUAAACAUCAUGCAUAUCCUCUAGCCUGGAUUAGACAUGGGAAGACCUUUUCUUUUUUUGCUUUUGUUCUAUUAAUCUAUUCAAAUCUAGCUUUGUUAUAGCAGACCAUCAGUGCUGUGAUACUGCAUUAUGGAACUUCACUUGGUGCUAAAGAUGAGAGAAAGUCACAAAGUGAUUUAGCUGGGAUGCUCUUUUCCCCUGCUCAUCUGGAGGUUUAAAGAAUCUGCAUAGACAUACCAUUUUGGUAGUCAAUAAAAUAAAACAAGCAGCCUUAGGUCAUCUUUUUGCUCAUUAUGUAAAGAAAUGUAUUAUUUUUUGUGUGUAUAUAUAUAUAUACGCACACACACCAGGAAGUUUUUUUUCUACAUUUCAAUGGAAACUGUUUUCCAAAAGACAUUUUCUCUUUCUUGUCAUUUAAGUUUUAAAUAAUCGUCUUUUUGUGCAUUUACCACCAUGUUUUCUGUAUCACACAUCUACUGCUUUGUACUUUGCUGAUUACUUUUUCUUCCAUGUGUACAAAAAGGGAAGGAAUGUCUGAAAAACGGUAUAUUGAAUAUUCAAUAUAUGAAAGAUAUUUUGUUUUAUUUUCACCCUAAAAUGUAUCCAAGUAGAUUUAAAUUUGACAAGAAUUAUGUUAACAAAUGCUUUUAAUGAGCUUUUGCUUUUGUUUUAUAUUUGUAUGUGCUUGUUAAUUGGUCCUCUUAAAUGACUCUUCUUAAAUGUUAAAGUAAUAGUUUGCCCAAAAAUUAUAAUUCUCUCAUUUACUCACCCUUAUGCCAUCUCUGAAUCAGUUGACUUUAGAUAUUUGAAUAAAGAUAUGUGAAUAUGUCCAGAUGAUUCAAUUCAAUGGGGUCCAACACUUCCAAGCUCCAAAAAGCAAAUGAAGAUAUUCCAUGUGACUUCAGUGGUUUAAUCCAUCUUCUGAAGUGAUCCAAUCGGUUUUGGGUGAGAAAUGGACAAAAUUUAACUUCACUAUAAAUUUAGCCAUUUGCAAUCUUUUUGGCAAUCGUAAUUUCAAGCCAAUUAUAGUCACAUAUUUCCAAUAAAAUAUUUUUGUGUUCCAUGGAAGAAAGGCAUAGGAGUUUGAGAUGAUGUGAGGGUGAGCAAAUGAUCAAAGAAUUAUCAUUAAUUCUAGAAGACCAAAGUAAGGACUGGUAUCAGUGUGUCCAUAGUUACGUUUAGUUUGACCUUUGGUAAUAGUGAUAUAUCAGUUCCGAGUUUGAAACUAAUUUGCACCAAAAGUUAGUACAUCUCUGAACAUUAACUGCCCAAAGUAAUAUAGUCUAAUGUUGGAUGUACUACUAAGAGACCUUAGAAUCGGUGACGCAUAUAUACAAGGAUUGCCGGAGAGCUCUGUUAGAAAGUAUGAUAACUUUGAAAAUCAAAUCCUCGCUUCAUAUUUCCGCAGUCUAAUUGGCUCGCGAGGACUGAGACAGAAUAGAUUGGAUUUGUAGGAUCAGCACACCCUCUUAGAGAUAAAAACAAGACUGAACAUUUUUAAAGUCAGAAUUGAUCAUAAACUAUUUCCAAACCAGUCAACAUUUGUGUGAUAUCUUACGAAACUAAAGAAAAUGUCCAUAUUUAACCCCAAAUUAAUAGAAAGAAAAAUGACACUCACAAAAAUGAAAUCACAAUUUUUUUCAGUGAUGAUUCUCAUUAAUGCAACAGCAAUUUUUUUUUUACCAUAUUAAAAAAAGAUGCCAUUGUACAAGGAUUUUUCUAAAUUAAUAUCAGCAAGAAUAAAAGGCAGUACCAAAAGAGUAUUACUGUGAUGUAUAAAUACUUCAAAAUUUAAAUAUAUUUUUUCACACUGUGGUAAUGAGAAUAUCAUAAUACCAAUCUUUUCUUAAUGUGGUGGGAAUUG